GGACUCGGUCCACGCAACGCCAGCACAUCCAAUCAUAUCGCACACAUGUACGCUGACCUCCAGGAAGAGGAAGGCACCACUGAUGGCGACUCUGGUGACUGGACCGAUCCCGAAACAGUAAUACGGUGAAUCAGGAAGUUCCACAUUAGAACAAGAUGAUGUAUCCUCGGUGCUUAUACAGUACGCACGGUCGCAGCACACAUGUUUCAAGCUUUUACGGGAACCGAUAUACGUCCCUUAACGACGAGGAUAUUGUGCGCAUGCUCAACCCGAGAGUGUGGAAUAUCAUUCGAGCUGACCUUCCUACUUUGCCGCUUUUAUCCUUGCAAUGCACGGAUAUCCUCAUUAUUCACUACCCUCUUCACAGCUGAAUCACCACUCAAACUGAUUGAGAAUAUUUUAUUAUGAGUGAGUUGCGAGGAAAAUGGCUUUCCUAUGUCGCUUCGAGCGUAUAUAUGGGCACUUGAAUCGACUGGCAAUGGAAGGUACGAGUUCCAACCCCAAGCUUGAGGUACAGCGUUUCACAGCCAACAUGGGCAACUCUGCACCGAACAUGCAGCUGCCAGACGCAGCGGCCAUCCUCCAGUCCGUUAACGCUACCAUAAAUCAUGCAGCCUAUAUGUUCCCUACUUCUGGAUACCAAGUCUUCCAGUCUGUACUUCGCACCCUCCUUACACUCCUAUUUCUCUUUGUUACAUACCAUUGCUUUCACUACUUCACAUGCGAACUUGCGCCGUUCGGCUCGGGCCUCAAGGCUCUCCCAGGUCCGCGCUCAACUCUCCCUUACUUAGGUCGCGUCCACGAUGUCGACCGCAUGCAGGCUUGGACCUCAAUGCAUACGUUCAGCAAGCAGUACGACGGACUGUUCUCAUGUACACUGGGUGGCGAAACGCAUAUCUGGAUCGCGAGAGAAGAUGUUGCGCAAGACUUGCUGGUCAAGAAUGCGGAGCUGAGUUCGGCGAGGGCAGACAUAGGUUCUUUUCCAGGGGUGACGCAGGACUUCUUGUACUUGCCUCUGCUCGGGUACACGGAUCACUUCCACCGUCAAAAAAGGUUCGCAAACGCAAUGAUGACCCGCGCAGCCAAGAACCAAUACUACGGUCACAUCCAGCUUGAGAUGAAGCGCUUCAUGCACGAGCUCUCUCAAAAGCCAGAAAACUUCUUCACCCUCACCCAUCUCUUCUGCGCUAGGAUCAGUUCUCGCCUCGCAUACGGCACCACCGAUCGUUCAAUAGAGCACAUGACCAAUGCUGGCGUCUUCAUCUCCCAACUUGGCCCUUCUGGACCCAUACCCAAUCUCAUGCCGUUCCUUAGAUACUUCCCUGAGUGGAUGGCGCCGGGUCAGCGUGGAGUGCGAGAACGUCGAGAAAGGGAAGCAGCGCUAUGGAAGGAUACGUUCGAUCUGGCAAAAGCAUCCAAAGAUACGACAAUUUACACGACCGCAAGCUUAGCUACAAAAGCUAUUGGCUCCGAUACCGACCUUCUCUUCGCUGACGAGGAAGAGGCCAAGGCUGCAGUCGGUAUGCUUUGCACUGUUGCAAUCUAUACUAUCGGUGGGCCUGCGACGUUGUUCAUCAUGGCUAUGAUUCUGUAUCCGGAAUGGCAAGAGAAAGUGCGUCAGCAGAUUGAUGAGGUAGUUGAGAAGGAUGAGAUGGUGGACUUUAACCAUAGUCCGCAGUUGCCGAUUUUGAGGGCAGCUAUCAAGGAAUGUGUGAGAUGGAAAAGUACUGUUCCACUCGGCGUCCCCCGACUCCUCACAAAAGACUAUACCCACUCCGGGUAUCACUUCCCCCGCGGCGCUGUCGUCCACGUCCUCGACAUCGCCAUGUCCCAAAACCCCACCACCUACUCCUCCUCUCCUCCCUCCCUCUACGACCCUUCUCGCUGGCUGGACCCAUCGUCCCCCAAUUUCAAGUCUCCAUUGACCGAACACCCACGCUUGAAGGGCCAUCACAUCUUUGGGAGGGGCAAGAGAGUGUGUCCCGGCCAGGAUCUUGCGGAGGCGGAGUUGUUGGUCUUUUGUGGCAAUUUAGUCAAGAAUUUCGAACUUGGGAAGAAGAAUGGAGUAGAGAUUGGACCGGACGAGUGGACGCCACAUGUUAUUGGAGGACCGUUACCGUUCCCCUGCGAGAUGAAGGCUAGAGAUGGAGAGAGAGCGGAAGCGAUUGGAAAGUGGUGGGAGGAUGUUAAAGAGCAGAUGGAGGAAUGAAGAGGUUUUUGACG
Messenger RNA from Alternaria rosae, 2223 nucleotides. Its product is annotated as cytochrome P450 oxidoreductase. NCBI's taxonomy places the organism in Eukaryota, Fungi, Ascomycota, Dothideomycetes, Pleosporales, Pleosporaceae. Gene Ontology annotation, molecular function: heme binding; monooxygenase activity; iron ion binding. The record is from RefSeq and is a predicted model, not a curated record. The transcript is spliced from 5 exons. The coding region runs from base 425 to 2209 and encodes 594 amino acids.